CAAUUAUAUAACGCUUCCCCGCUGCGGGCAGCGGAGCCGCUGCUGAAGCGAUGGCGAUGAUGUCUCAAGGGUCGAUUUCAGAGGACAAGGCCUAUGGGCACUCUGCCAGGGCGCAGAAAUGGCUCGAUCAGCUGUGCCAAGUGGAGUCUCGCAUGCUAAGCAAUUGGGAGGAGUUCUCGGUGCAUCGCAGCGAUGUGCAACACAGCUUGCGCGAACUCACCGAAGCCGUCCGCCGGAAGCAGGAGCCACAUCUGGAAGGCGAGGUGGAGAAAUGCCAUCGACGCUUGCAGGAGCUCUCUCAAAGCAACGAGGAGGUGAUGUGCCGCCUGGGCGAUCUCAAAGCCACCGUAGAGAACGGACAGCAGUCCUUGGAAGGUUUGCGGUCACGCGUCUCCGUGAAGCUGCAAGAGAUUGCUGCUUCCUUUGAGGAGCAGAAGAAAGAGCUUUCGAGCGUCUCUCAAGAGCUGCUGGCGGAGAGUGCCACUGCAAAGCGGCAAAGCAAAGCAGUGGCGGAGGAGCUUCUCAGAAAGAUGGCCGAGCUCAAUCAAAAGCUUGGGGAGAACAUGGCCUCCGUGGAAGAGGAGUCAGUCUCGCGCUUCGAGGGUCUUCGAGAAGAAGUUCAAGGCCUUGCGAACAGACAGGCCAAAAAGUUCGAGGCCCAACUGGAGGAGAAGUGGCGCACGCUUCGCACGGAAAUGCGCUCGCAGCUGGACGAAGUGGCGGAAACCACGCGCGCCGAGCUGGCGCGCGUGAAAGGGCUUCAGGACUGCACGCACGAAAAGGUCCGGUUCGAAGCAGUGGCAGGUCGCGAGAGUGCCCAACGAAUCGAAGCACAGCUACAAGAGCUGCGCGCAGAGCGUUUGGAAAUGGAGGCACAAGGCAUGCAGAACGCUGAAUGGCUGAAACAAGAGAUUGCCAAGGUCAAGAAGGAUUUGGAAGAGAAAAUGGCCAGAAAGGCGUGAAAGAUGUGAAGCUUCAUUCGACCACGUUGCAUUGACUAUUCCAGCUAUUUUGCCCCCAGGAUGGUGAAAAGCUCGAAAGCGAGCUGAAAAAGUUGAUUGAACAAGUCCAAGAGGACAGUCUCAACUUCCAGUUCCAGUCAUUGCAACGCAAGCGAGACCGCGCCAAAGAAUUAAUCAAACAAAAGAAGUACGAAGAAGCAGAACACCUUCAAAAAGAAGUGUGGCAGCUGAACCUGAAGUUCAAGGAGGACGACUGGUUGAGAAUAGAGGCUGAGCACCAGUACGCGAGCACACUUAUGUUGCAGCGGAAGUUUACAGAGGCACUACAUCAUCAACAGAAAGUCGUGGAAGCGGCAGAAGACAAAUUCAAGGA
Durusdinium trenchii is the source of this 1335-nucleotide messenger RNA. The record is from the annotation of a GenBank genome assembly. Lineage: Eukaryota; Dinophyceae; Suessiales; Symbiodiniaceae.